UCCUGGUAGGGAUCAAUUAAUGGUCAAUACAAAUACUGCCUCCAUCUCGCUCAUCUUUGUGUUUAUAUCUUGUGUAUGUUCUCACGUAUAGACAAGUCAGCAACAAUGGUGUGAUAUGUAAGAUGGGAACAGUUUUACUUGCUUCAAUACUGGUCAUAUUCCACUUUACAGAUGUGUAUUGCGUGGAAUGUCGAGAAACCUCCCUUACUUCUGGCUCACGGUCCUUCUCGUGCCUGUACGGAUGUUGUGGGGAAAUAUACCAGCGAUACUGCUGUCCAAGUGACGAGGAGGCGUUCCCCAUCGAGGUUGUCAAGGCAGGGAUUGGAGUAGGCGCCGUCCUGGUUCUAGUUGUCAUAGUAAUUCUUGUCGUCUUUAUGUGUAAGAAGAAGACGUCACACACACGGGCAUUGGUCGUUCCUCAGAAUGUGAACUUGAGAACCUCAACGAUUCCGCCGCCAGAUACAGGAUACACCUUGAAGCCAGAGACUGUCCAGGCCGGCUACCCCCCGACUCAGGCCUUCCCCGGGGGUGAUGUAUACACAGGACCUGUGCUCCCUGGCUACACGCAGUCCUACAACGCACCCCCUCCACCUUAUAAUAACAAUGAUGUUGUGCCCGUCAACUGCUGACAACAUUUACUCCAUAAGUUACACGACGGUCAAACACGAAUACACAAUAUUCAUUGACUUGCUUAUAUGUAUAUAUAUCUAUAUAUCUCUCUUGGAGGUUACGCUCCAGUCUGGUGAGAAAGAAUCAAGUUCGAGUCCCACAUGGUUUCGAUGUCUGAACUUAAUUCGUCUUUGAUGAAAGAUGCUGCUGCACCCUUUGUAGUAGUUGAGUAAACGGCUGUCCUAUCUAACUGAACGUAACCAUCGUCCGAUCUGUACUAAAUGCUGUUCUUUACUAUGAAUGGAGUAUGAGAAUUUGAGAAUACUAAAGUGUAGUAUUGUAAGGUUACUACCCUAUCGGAACGUCUCCCAAACGGAUAUAAAAUAAUAUUUCAAAUUUAGAUACAAUAAUCUUUAAAUCUACUUCUAUUACGAACAAAACGGGGCGGCUAGUUCGAGCUCGGUACAACCGUAGUUUGUUAUAGGGAUUUCAACUAAAAUGUACACCAAGCUACCAAUAAAACCAGUUCGUUAUAAGACUGUUCGUUAUAUAUAGUUUUCUCA
Messenger RNA from Haliotis rubra (blacklip abalone), 1172 nucleotides. RefSeq lists its product as uncharacterized. The record is from RefSeq and is a predicted model, not a curated record. The transcript has 4 exons. The coding region runs from base 123 to 629 and encodes 168 amino acids. Lineage: Eukaryota; Metazoa; Mollusca; Gastropoda; Lepetellida; Haliotidae.